Messenger RNA from Ruditapes philippinarum (Manila clam), 888 nucleotides. RefSeq lists its product as uncharacterized. Bases 157 to 717 code for a protein of 186 amino acids. The transcript has 4 exons. Gene Ontology annotation, biological process: protein ubiquitination. Lineage: Eukaryota; Metazoa; Mollusca; Bivalvia; Venerida; Veneridae. Gene Ontology annotation, molecular function: ubiquitin-protein transferase activity; metal ion binding. The record is from RefSeq and is a predicted model, not a curated record.
AAUCAAUAGGCAUGCUCUGGAGUGCGGGUAACUAAUAUCUGCACUCCAGUUAACGCACUGUGCAUGUAUAUGUAUACGAUUUAACUCUGACACAAUUUCAACAGAAAUGCCCCCAAACUAUGAUACAAUAAUGUUUACACAACUUUGCAGGAGGAUAUGAGGAAUAUACAGGAAAGAUUAAAACGUCACAUAGAAGAACGUGCUGAAAUUGUUGACUGCAUACACAUGUACGAGGAGAAAACUAGCACUACAUUACCGGAAAUUGGUUGCCGCGUGCGACGUGGUCCCAAUUGGAAAUACAAUAACCAAGAUGGCAAUGGUCCUGGGACAGUGAUAGGCCACGACGGUGAUGACAACCAUGUAUGGUGUGAAUGGGAUAAUAAUGGAUUAAAAAAAACAUACCAUUACGGUCCAAGGGCAUACAGCGUACUAGUUGUUGACGAGCCGAGGAUCCUAAAACCAGGGGAAGUAAUUGCUGUUGGAUGUCAAGUUGUUCCAGGUAAAGAUUGGAAAAAUUCUGAGGGCAAUGUAGAUAAUGGUGUUGUUAUAAAAUUAGACAAACGAGCAAACUCUGUGUUGGUUCGAUGGAAUAAUGGUAGAAGAGGAAUUUAUUCUUACGGUACAGAUGGAAAGCAGGAAGUUCGGCUAAAAACAAAUGCUCUGACAAGGAAAGUUACUUUCAAUCAGUUAUUGAAUUCAAGAGCGCAGUUUCUUUAAAUUAUGUUACUCUAUGUUACUGAAUAUGUCUGAGAAUUGAGUACCACUCAAGCCGGUUCUAGUGGGCUUGAGGGAUGUUGCACUCAUUCAUUAUCCCUCAUCAAUGGAACCGAGUCUGCAAUUUUCAUGUAAUUUUGUUGUGAUUAAAGCUUCCGAGGGAUCACUUGUAAU